This is a messenger RNA of Salvia splendens (bonfire salvia), 1029 nucleotides long. RefSeq names its product protein MKS1. NCBI's taxonomy places the organism in Eukaryota, Viridiplantae, Streptophyta, Magnoliopsida, Lamiales, Lamiaceae. The transcript has a single exon. Gene Ontology annotation, cellular component: nucleus. The record is from RefSeq and is a predicted model, not a curated record. The coding region runs from base 157 to 780 and encodes 207 amino acids.
AAAAAUCCUAUAGUUCCCGUAUACUAUGUACCCAAUAUACAGCUAUUCCGGGGCAAUCUUUUUCAACGUAGAGCCAUUUAAAAGCACAGAGCUUCUUCCUCCAAUUCAAUAAUUCAACCCACUUUGCAUCCGAAUCUCCACCCCAAAUCCCCAUCCAUGAACCUCCCGGACUUCUUCUCCGACGCCGCCGCCGGCACCAACCGCCCUUCCCCGCGAAAGGAGGUCCAGCUGCAUGGCCCACGCCCCACCGCCCUCAAAGUCAACAAAGACUCCCUCAAAAUCCGAAAACCCCCCAUCGCCCCGCCGCCGCCGGAAAACCGCCAGCCCAUCAUCAUCUACGCCGUCCCCCCCAAAGUCAUCCACACCACCGUCAACGACUACAAAAGCCUCGUCCAGCGCCUCACCGGAAACGCCUCCACCUCCUCCUCCCCCUACGCCGGUGGGGCCCUCUCCCCCGCUGCCAGGCUGGCAUCUCUAGAGAAAACCACUUCUCCCAAAGAGAGAGAUCCCUCCGCCGACGCCGGAAAUUUCGCCGUCGGCGAUUUCGUCGGAGAAACCAACGUGGAGAUGGGGGCGCUUCCCGGAAUUUUGUCGCCGGCGCCGGGGAGUUUUCCGGCGAUUUCGCCGGGAUUCUUUCUGCCGUCGCCGGGGCUAUUUUCGCCGGCGAAUUGGGAUCCGUUCAAUAUGUUCAUCCCGAGCCCGUCAACGCUCUUCACGGCGCCGAUGGUGUCGCCGUCGCCGUCGUCUUGCGAUUUGUUCAACACAUUCUUUGACUUUUAGUUCGCUAGUGGAACUCAAAAUAUCUUCUUUUUUUCUUUUUCUUUUUUUAAUUUUUAUGAUUAUUAAAUUAGAUAAAUUGCAUUAACCAUGUGUCUUUUUAGCUAAUAAGUUUUUCUAGAGAGAGAAUGUGGAAAAAGAGGGGUUUUGGAUAGAGAGAGGAAACUUCUUGGAUGACACUUUGUCUUUAAUUUUGGAGAUUGUUAUUUAUGCCAAAAUUGGCUUUCGAUAAGAAUGCAAUAUUGUUUGUUA